AUGGUAUUAUUAUAUUUGAUACUCAAUACUAUUAAUGCUACUUUACUUAAAGAUAUCAGCAAACUAUAUGAAGACCUUAGAUAUAAAGCCUAAUAUUUUAUAACAUAGACACCAAAAAAUAUGAUGGAUUCAAACUUUGGUUUUAAAUCUUAGAUGAUUGACUUUUCAGAUUUUAAUGAAGAUGAGGAUGAGAAUGAAAAUGAAUAUUAUACAGAUCAAAUUCAAUAAAUACCUUUUGUUUAAGAACUAGAAUAAAGAAUGCGAAUUUUACAAGAAGAUCCAGCAAAUACAGGACCAAUCUUUAAUACGACUGUUGAUGAGUAUUAUAAAUAAGGGCCUUUAAGUUCAAUUUAUUGUGGUUUUGGACAAUAGAUUUUAUUGAAUGUCACAUAAUUUUAUUGUUCUUAAUAAAGAGUUACCAAAAAAUAAUAUGAUUUAGAAACCAAAAAAGAUCUCUGCGAUAUAAGAUAUAGAUUGUCAUAUGGAUGUUUAUGCCCACCUGACUUUUAUGACAUUUAAUGUUUGAAAUGGAACCGAAUAAUUUGUGAAAUAGAUUAACCCUACAAAGAUUGUUAGAGUGUAAUUGAUAAAGAUUAUUACAACCAAAAGAUAGAUGGAAAUCCUCCUUGUUUUGAAUUGUAAAAUGAUACAUCUGUUGAAAAUGUGAGAGCAGUUUGUAGGAACUAUGAUUUAUAAUUGCUCCAUCCUUCAGUGUAUUCGUCAGAAGAAAGCUUCGAAGUCAUAUGGAGCAAUUAUUCAAGAGGAAUUAGUGGUUUAUCAUUGUAAAUGUAUAAAUUUUCUCUUCCUAAUCCUAAAGAUCCGAAUGACCCUUAAUUUUACAUUCAAUUUGCUCUUUCAGAAGAAGAAGAGAAACAACUCUAUAAGUUUGACUUUUAACCAUUAUUUCUUGAUUUAUAGAAUCUCAAAAGCUCAUUCUAGUUUACUUUAAAGCCCUAUAUCACUUAUAUUAAUUGGACCAAUCUACGACUAUCCAAAACAACAUUGAUAUAAUAAAACCUAACUCAAAGUCAGCUUUUAGGGUAGGAGUACAUAACAAUUACAAUUAAUACUGAGAACUUGAAUUCUCUAUUUGGUAGAUACUCAGUUGAAAUUGGACUCAUCAUCAAUAUCACUCAUUUUUAUUCCAUUUAUAAAUAUGUCCACUAACUCGAUUUUCAAGAUACUCUAAUUUACAAACCCUAAUAUCAGCCAAAAAUAUUAUUCUUUGAAGAUCUAUCCUAUAAAGAAUCUGUUUAUGAAGAGUCAUCAAAUCAAACUCUUAAAAUAGAAGUACUCGCUAUGAUAUUAAUUUUUUUGAUCACUUUAUUUUUAUGCUUUAAAUAUCGAUACUUUUUGUUUACUAGAUAAAGCAUAGUCAAAUAGGAACAAUACUAAAGCGUUCAGACUCCCAGAAAGGAAGCAGAAAGGAUGAUUUAAAUUUCCUUAAAUAAUAAUAUUAUUUAAUUAAUGAUAAUAUUAUUUACGUUCAUUGCGUAUUCGUAUUCUCGAUGUGCAUUCUCUGUGGAAUGUCAAGGAAAUAAUUGUGAUCCAUUAGAAGUUGAUACUGAACCCUUCGUUGCUCGUAUUUCAUAAUGUCCCCAUAUGGAUGGAACCAUGGUGUGUUGCAACAAGAAUUAAGAUGACCAAAUGCAACGAAAUUUCUAAGCCAUUGAUGCCUCUUUUGGCAAUGCUGGUGGUGGAUGUGAUUUAUGUGCCUAUAAUUUGAAGAAGUUCUGGUGUGAGUAUACUUGCAGUCCUAAUUAGAGUAAUUUCUUAAGCACAAACGGAUAUGAAAACAUGAAAGACCCACUAAAUCCCAAGAAUAUAUUGACAGUUUAGAAAGUUGAAAUUAAAGUCAAACCUUAAGUGGCAUGUGACAUAUGGUCAUCUUGCAAGAGAACACAAUUCGCUUCUUAAGUAACAGCUAUGAAAACUCCAGGAGGAUUCUUUAAUUUCCAAGGAGAACAGGCAGUUGGUUAAGCUAAAUAAUUCAUAUCAGUCAAGUUCGUUGAUAAUGACGAAGAGACUAUUAACUUUGAUUUUGUUCCUAAUUGCAAAUAUGAGUAUCCUGCUGGUCCAGAUGGCAAAAUAGUUACACCAGAUGGAUUUGUUAUAUCCGAAAGAUGUUCUUGUAAUAACUGCGAUCUCAUGUGUCAUGACGAAGAAAUACUCUAUUAAGCCACUGGUGUUUUUGAAGGCUUUAAUGGAUACUUGGUAUUAUGGGUCUGGGCAGGAGCUCUUCUAAUUGCUGCAUUAAUCACAGGAUUUAGACAUUAUAAAUCAAGGGCUGAGAACGAUAUCUUAAUAGAACCUAUUUGAUUUAGUUCUUUAUUCAUUGUUAAUUUGUAAAAUACUAUAUGCUUAUA
Paramecium tetraurelia is the source of this 2366-nucleotide messenger RNA. RefSeq lists its product as uncharacterized. Lineage: Eukaryota; Ciliophora; Oligohymenophorea; Peniculida; Parameciidae. The transcript has 7 exons. The record is from RefSeq and is a predicted model, not a curated record.